CUGGCGCUGACACUUUGCGAAUGGGGUUUUUCAAAAGAAAGCUUCGCCGAUGAGCUUUUUUGUCAGCUUAUGAAGCAGUUGACUUCCAACGAACGAUGUGAAUCAGUACGCAAAGGCUGGGAAUUACUUGCCAUUUUCCUGUCUUUUUUUGGACCAGCGAAUCCAGAAGUUACGCAAAGGCUGACUGAGUUCAUUGAGGCAAAUUCGGAUCGAUUGUUGGAUAUGCCUGAGGUACCCGUAUCACACUACGCAAUUCAGUGCAGUAGACGUAUGAUGCGAGUGACAUCAGCAGGACAGAAGCCAUCGCUCAGUCUAAUUCAGGAGUCCCGUGUACAUAUUUUUAAUCCUCCUCAAUUCUCCGCUCCUCUGGAAGAGCUUAUGGAAAUGCAAGCUGAAAAAUAUCCUGAAAGAAUGCUGCCUUGGUUAGAGACAACGCUAAUAGAUUUGAUUUUAUCAGCAGAUGGCCAGCAUACCGAAGGACUUUUUCGUGUGCCAGCAAAUCCCGAUCAUGUGCAUACAGCUCGAUUGCGCCUGGAUCGUGGAGUUGUUCCAGUGGUACGUGAUGCACAUGUACCGGCUGCCUUACUAAAGUUGUGGUUACGUUCGCUUCCGGAACCGCUACUCCCAGAUGCAUUUUAUUCGCGAUGCCUGGCUGUCUGUGAUCAACCGGAAGAGGCUUGCCGGAUUGUUGAGCUACUUCCUGCUGUAAAUCGGCUUGUAUUAGCAAAAUUGCUUGAACUUCUUCAGUUGCUGGCAGAAGAAGAAACAGUGAAAUGUACGAAAAUGGAUGUGUGUAAUCUGGCGAUGGUAAUGGCACCAAAUGUUCUGAGGUGUGGCAGUGACGAUCCACGUGUUAUCUUUGAUAACGCGCGACGUGAAAUGACCUUCCUCAAAACGCUUAUUUUACACUACGAUACAUCUUUUAUACGUACCCUCUCAUGA
This is a messenger RNA of Gongylonema pulchrum, 942 nucleotides long. The record is from the annotation of a GenBank genome assembly. Lineage: Eukaryota; Metazoa; Nematoda; Chromadorea; Rhabditida; Gongylonematidae.